UCUGUACUCAGGUUGCAAUCAGAAAUUUCUCUAUUGAUUAUGAAAGAACUGGUUCCACAGUAUCUUCAAGAAAAUGGAAACGAGAGGCUGGAUUAUUUGGAAGAUGGAAAAACUAUUUUUAAAUUGCAAUUAAGGCUUUGCUCAUCUUUUUACCCAAUUAAUGAGCGCAUAUGGGAUUUUUUUCUUGAAUACGAUAGACACACUCUUCGAACAAGUCCUCCAUGUGGUUCUGAACUUUUGGAGGGCGGUCAAUAUUGGAGCAACUGCUUUUGCUUUAGUUACAGACACAGCAACAACAAUAUUUGGAGAAACUGGUGUUAGUGUAGCAACUGGAGUGAUGACUGUAUGUAUAUAAAAAUUCUAUCCUCUUUAUGUGCCCCACAUACCCAACCUCCUUGUCUGCCUCUAUUCGUGCUUGUAUGUAACUCAUUGUGAAUUUGUAGUAAAUUAGAGUAAAAGGUUUAAAUUUGUUUCAAGAUGAAUCUCUUUAAGUUAGCUCCUGAGUUGUAGAGUUCGCUAUUGCAAAGUUGUGUAUUUCCUUUGUAAACAAUAAAGGAAGAAUGAAUAAGAAAUCAUGUUGGGUAACUCUAAUAGACUGCAGAAUAAUCA
This is a messenger RNA of Rubroshorea leprosula, 609 nucleotides long. NCBI's taxonomy places the organism in Eukaryota, Viridiplantae, Streptophyta, Magnoliopsida, Malvales, Dipterocarpaceae. The record is from the annotation of a GenBank genome assembly.